ACACCUUUUUCAACGUCAGCUGAACAUAACAAUUCGGCAAUCGGCAAGCAUUUUCAUGAAGCGCACGGUAGGAGCGAUCUUUUGAAUUAGAGCCAUUUCAAGAUUCUGAGAAAGUGCCAAUACAAAUUUGAUUGUUUAGUGUUUGAAAUGCUUUACAUCAAGAAAUUCAAACCUAAUUUUAACGUCCAAACGGACUCCAUACGUGCGAAAGCUUUUUGUUUAACUUGUAAUUUUUGUAAUUAUUUUCAUCACUUAUUGUUCGUCUUAGUAUUUCUGGAACCUAGUUUUUAUACAUUUUUGACUUAAUAAUGACGUCACGGUAACGUCGAAACGUCGUCAAUUUUUAAUUCAGCUUUAAUGCUUUUAAGAAAUGUUCUGUCGCAAUUUGUCAUUAUUCUUAUUAUUAUCUGCUAUGAGAUCCCAGAAAAAUUCAGUUCUAGCACUCGAUCAAGCUCGAUCCCAGGAUCUCUCUCCUUUGCCUCUCUUAAACGACGAGAAAUUAAAAAAGACAGGGGAGGGGUAUGAAGGGUCGUCAAUAAUGAUUUGUCUUGCACAUUUUCAAGCUUCUCCCGAGUCAACUGAAGGCCUUAGCUGGAACAGGAUAGAAAAGUCACACAUGCAUGAGAUAGACAAAGAACGGAAGUUUUUUUUUCUUUUUCAGCUCUACAACAGAACACGCUACCCACAGACUUUGAACUUCCUUAAUCAAUAUCAAUUUAUUAACGAAUUCGACCCGCGGUUAAAACUGUUUAAUUAUGUCAAUGAACUUAAGAGAAAGUAAACUAAAAAGAGUGGGGGUAAAUGCUAAAAACGUGAUGAAUAUUCCAUUAAGAACAACUGAAAAGUGAAUAUUUGAACAAAUCGUUAUUAUUUUCUUUCUUGUAGUGGUCGUGCUAUCAGUGUCAAAGUUUGACCAGUGCAGGCCCGCGAUUUUGACAGCUUAUCUAACUUGGUUUUACGAAAAUUUGUCCUGAAUAGGAUGUUAAGUUCCUUUUACCGGAGUUACGAGUUGCGCAAUAAUAAAUUCAUUCGUUCCCAUCGCGGAGUCAUAUCCUGAGGAAUAACCGAAAAUUCAAUGAGCCUGUCAGGUAACGAAAUUAUCAGUGAAAGAGAAAACAUUUAUCAAGGAUGUUUCUCUCAUAAUGUUAAGAGGGCUCAACACCAGAGAUAGCAAGUUUGCUCAAGGGUUAGCCAUCGAUCUUGUUGAGCUGGAGUCAUAAGUGCCAAUGUCAAAGAAGCGUUCUUACGGGUUAGCCAUCGAAGUCAUAACCGCCAAUGUAAAAGACUGAGGCCUUCUAACGGAACCUGACAUCCUACUAGACGUUGGUUCCAAGUAAAGAUGUACAUGAGUGAUUAUACCACGGAGUAUAAAUUUGCACUACCGCAAACAACAUAGCCUGAUGUGUUAUUAAUAUUUCAGGUGCCUUUAUUCUUGUCCUUUGAAUAACGUACUGGAGAUGUUACCGUAUUUGGAAUUCAUCUUACUCUUCGUAAGCCUUUUUCCUAAGAACACUGCUGGCUCCAACAGUUGCCGCACCAGUUUUUCAGAUACAGAUCAUGUCCUGACUGGUCACGUGAUGCAGACUCUCAAUCACAAGUCUUUUGAGAGCUGCACAUUUUCCUGUGAACUGGAGCCGCAAUGCUUCAGUGUCAACUACAUUUCAUUGCACAAAACGUGCCAACUGAACGACGCAACCAAGGAAUACUUUCCUGGUGACUUGGUGAAACAGAAGGGAUCAUUUUACAUGGGUAUGGUGAUUCGCAGUUAUAACCCUUGUGCGAGCAUGCGCUGUGAGAACGGAGGAACUUGUGUUAGCAGACCUUCUCUGAAGUGCAAGUGUCUGAAAGGAUUCAGUGGACCUCGUUGCGAAACUCUUCAAGCACUAGGGAUGGAAAGUGGUACAAUUCCUGAUGGUAAUAUAAAAGCUUCGUCUGAAAAGACUGGUUAUGAUGCGUGGAAAGGGCGACUGAAUGGUCAAUCCUGUUGGAUGCCAGAAAACGAUAAAACCACUGAAUACAUCGUGGUGACGUUUGCAACAGUGGUAAGGAUUGUUGCCAUAGCUACCCAAGGUGCCCCAAAGGAUGGUUGUUGGGUUAAGAGUUUCUCUAUUCGAUAUGGUGCUGCGAGCGCUGUGGUAGUUGACCCUGAGGUAAAGAAUUCAUUGUAUCCCUAACCGCUCAUUUGUUUCAUAAUCGGGUUUUCGUCAAUGAAGCCGAGUUGUAGACUGUUGAGAGUAAUAACAUUUUAAUCCUGGCUUUGAAUUCAGGCAUUUUGUAUUUAACCAUUAUCUCACGAGAGCACAUUAGAUAUGAGACACAGUUAUGACCCGGGGGCGGGGGCGGGGGGGCUCCCAUAUAAAAUGGACGGGGGUGGUUGUCGCAAAGUUUGUAAAGAACCCCUGAGAGAUACCAAUUCCCUGUUUUGUGGGCGUAACCUUAAAUUUAUUUCAUCCUUAAGAGGUAUCAACUCUAAAACAACACAUUAACUGACACUUUUAAAUAACGAUAAAAACGAUUUCUUCAAAUACUUUCUACUCGUAAAGUUGAUUAUCACAUAUCUCCUGUCGUACG
Orbicella faveolata is the source of this 2571-nucleotide messenger RNA. Its product is annotated as lactadherin-like. The record is from RefSeq and is a predicted model, not a curated record. NCBI's taxonomy places the organism in Eukaryota, Metazoa, Cnidaria, Anthozoa, Scleractinia, Merulinidae.